UCUCACACCGACUGUACAAAGGACUCAUAUAGUCAUCCAACGUGUCAGAAUACAUCAUCACCCAUUCUCUCCCGGAUCUCUGGAAAAAUGGAAAUCAGGGAUACCUUUUCUCGGAGAAGAUGUUAUAUUCUAGCUGCCUUUUCUUUCGUUUUCACAUUCUUGUUCGGCUGGUACGGCUUGAAAUCCAGCGAAUGGCACCCUAGCAUCAUAUUUCGCUGCACAGUAAACAACACAAGUGAUGACAUCAGACUUUCGCGCCUAGAUCUGUUGAGUGAUGUAAGACUGGAUAGAAUGGUCUACGCCAAGCCUGAUGUUCUUCAACCACCGAGGACAGAUGUUCUAACGAUAACUCCCUGGCUUGCACCCAUUGUCUGGAACGGCUUUUACAACAGAGACAUUCUGAACGCCCAAUACCACCAGGCUGGAGUCCGAAUCGGUCUUACGGUGUUUGCCAUUAAAAAAUAUGUUAUUUUUAUCAAAGAUUAUAUUGAAACAGCUGAGAAAUUCUUCAUGGUGGGACACAAGGUCAACUAUUACAUCUUCACCGAUCGUCCCAACGACAUUCCCAACUUCACUCUCGCAGAAGGCAGGUCUCUGUCUGUUCUUGAAGUCCCCGGAUACAAAAGAUGGCAAGAUGUAACCAUGAGGAGGAUGCAGAUGAUCAGAGAUCACACUCGCGAUCGCUUUGUCAAUGAGGUAGACUACUUAGUGUGCAUCGACGUGGACAUGGUUUUUUCCGAGCACAUUGGAGUGGAGAUCUUAGGCGAUGUGGUUGGAGUCAUCCAUCCUGGGUUCUUCGGAGCAUCUCGUAAAGCUUAUACGCAUGAACGCCGACCAGAGUCUGCGGGCUACAUUGCUGUAGAUGAGGGGGACUUCUAUUACACGGGGUGUUUUUUUGGGGGUGCAGUAGAAGAUAUUUAUAAGUUGACUAAUUUCACCCAUCAUGCUAUGUUGGCAGACAAAGCGAAAAACAUGGAGGCUCUCUGGCAUGACGAGAGCUAUUUAAACAAAUAUUUUCUUUCUCACAAACCGACCAAAGUCCUCUCUCCUGAGUAUGCCUGGAAUAAUUAUUAUGGCUCUCCAGCCGUCGUAAAGGUAAAAAGACUUCUCCACGUCGACAAAGACUUCAAGGCCGUCCGAAGCAACUGACCAGCCUGGAUAAUAUACCUCUUUAGCC
This is a messenger RNA of Spea bombifrons (plains spadefoot toad), 1177 nucleotides long. Its product is annotated as histo-blood group ABO system transferase-like. Bases 88 to 1149 code for a protein of 353 amino acids. Gene Ontology annotation, biological process: carbohydrate metabolic process. The record is from RefSeq and is a predicted model, not a curated record. The transcript is spliced from 7 exons. NCBI's taxonomy places the organism in Eukaryota, Metazoa, Chordata, Amphibia, Anura, Pelobatidae. Gene Ontology annotation, cellular component: vesicle; Golgi apparatus; membrane. Gene Ontology annotation, molecular function: hexosyltransferase activity.